Aspergillus heteromorphus CBS 117.55 is the source of this 1215-nucleotide messenger RNA. Its product is annotated as SKI complex subunit WD repeat protein SKI8. NCBI's taxonomy places the organism in Eukaryota, Fungi, Ascomycota, Eurotiomycetes, Eurotiales, Aspergillaceae. Gene Ontology annotation, cellular component: large ribosomal subunit; Cdc73/Paf1 complex. Gene Ontology annotation, molecular function: protein binding; structural constituent of ribosome. Gene Ontology annotation, biological process: translation. The record is from RefSeq and is a predicted model, not a curated record. Bases 1 to 1215 code for a protein of 404 amino acids. The transcript is spliced from 6 exons.
AUGCUACCCCGAAGCCUCUAUCUGUUGGAAAUGCUGUCCCCCGCGGCGCCGGCCGGACGACUCGCUUUUGCUUUCAACGUCCCUGCCUGGUCUUACAACCUUCUGAGGCCCGCUGCCUUUUCGCUAAGUAUCCCGGGUAUCAUGGCCGACCUGUGGGAUUCUGUUCUCCGUGCCGUACCCAAAAAGAAAACCUCGCAUAUGAAAAAGCGUCAUCGGCAAAUGGCCGGCAAGGCCUUGAAGGACGUCAAGAGUCUCAGCACAUGUUCCGGAUGCGGUCAAGUGAAGCGCUCGCAUGUUCUGUGUCCUCAUUGCGUCGAAACGCAUCCCAUUGAUAUUUUCGCACUGGCUGUGACUGACAGGCAGGUCUUAUCGGCUUCGGGUGCUUCUUCUCUCAAGGUUCAUUCAACCACAGGUGCCGAUUUUCCUUUGGUACAGUCCCUUGACGGCGCCCAUAAAGUCGGGUGUCAUCAUGUGGUAACCAACGGAAAAGGCUCGAGAGCAGCCAGUAUUGGCUUCGGUGGUGAUAUUCUUGUGUGGUCCUGUCGUGAUGACAUCUGGUCCAAAGAUGAGGCAGCCUCCAUAAAUAAUGCAAAAACUGUGGACGUCUGGGCCAUUGUUUUGUCGCAGGAUGGACAGUAUCUUGCUGGCGUCACUCAAAACGGACACAUCAAAGUGUGGGACCUUGACGCUAAAGGCGAAGAGAUCCGAGACUAUGAAACAAAAGGUAGCUUCGGCACCUGUAUUGAUCUGUCUAUGGAUGGCCGCUUGAUAGCUAGCGGACAUGAAAAUGGCAGUGUCUACAUUUUCAGUACAGAUACGGGACGUAUGCCAUUCAGCUUAUGUGGCCUGGUGAAUCCUGCACGAGCCGUUGCAUUUUCCCCUGGGGGGAAAUUACUCGCUGCUGCUGGUGACUCCAAGGUUAUCAUACUCUAUGACACCUCCUCUGGCGAGCAAGUGGCUAAUCUCGCGGGACAUUCUGCCUGGAUCAUGUCGCUUUCAUGGAGCCACACAGGAGAAUACCUCCUCAGCGGAUCAUUCGAUGGAAAGGUCAAGGUUUGGUCAAUCGACACCCGAACAUGUGUCGCAACCCACUCUGAAACAGAGAAAGCCCUCUGGAGCGUGAAGUGGCUGCCAAAGGUCGGCAGAUCAGAGGGAUUUGCUACGGCUGGGGCGAACCGGAGCAUAUCAUUUUACCGCGAAGCCACUGGCGGUUGA